This is a messenger RNA of Trichoderma citrinoviride, 1947 nucleotides long. RefSeq lists its product as hypothetical. Gene Ontology annotation, biological process: DNA-templated transcription. The coding region runs from base 1 to 1947 and encodes 648 amino acids. Lineage: Eukaryota; Fungi; Ascomycota; Sordariomycetes; Hypocreales; Hypocreaceae. The record is from RefSeq and is a predicted model, not a curated record. Gene Ontology annotation, molecular function: DNA binding; zinc ion binding. The transcript is spliced from 7 exons.
AUGUGCCAGCGCUGCGCUGCUCGCAACGACGAUUGCGUCUACAAACUGAACCCGACGCUGUCCUACACGCAGCGGCUGGAGGAUCGCAUCAAGGAGCUGGAGGAGCAGCUCGCAAAGGUCACGGCUGCAACGCCACCACCACCCGCAGCCACCGGCAGCAAGUCUCCUGCGUCGAGUCAUCCAAGCCCUACAACCUUAGGGGGCGCUCAGCAAGACAACCGGCAGCAGAUUGACGACAGCAUAGCCCGGAGCUUCCGCGGUCUCAAGAUAGACGAAAAGGGCGGCGUCACCUAUCAUGGAACCACAAGCUUCUUUAAUCUUCCCAGUGAUCGUAGCUCUGCGGCCGUAACUGCCGACAUGCACGCUACCGCAACUGACCUCGAAAGUCAGCGGAGGGAGCGCCUCGUUUCGAACGCAUGGCAGCAGCGCAUCUUGGAAGAGUCAUCUGGGGUCCCCGAACCAUUUCAGACGCUUCUUAAUGUCCAUUGGUGUUGGAUACAACCCCUCUUCAACUUCAUCUACCGACCAGCAUUUACUCGCGAUAUGCAGUCCAUGGGUCCGUAUUACUCACAUACACUGCUCAACGCUGUUCUCUCUCACUCAAUACGCUGGGCAAAGAGCGAUCCCAAGACGAAACAGAUUCUCGAUGAGUCGUACGACGGAGGCGCCGUCUUUGGCGAGCACGCACGCAGUAUGCUUUUCGACGAGCUCAGCAGGGGAGUAUGCACGAUCCCGACGGUUCAAACAUUACUGCUCUUGAGCGCACAGGAAUGCAGCCUUGGGAACACGACCCAAGCCUGGACGUACAGUGGCCUGGCGUUCCGGCUGAUAGACCACUUGGGAAUAUGCGUGGACGGGGAUCGAUAUAUCAGCUCGGUCCACUUCACUGACGAGGACGUGGAAAUCCGACAUCGAGUCUUUUGGUCGUGUUAUUUCUGGGACAAAAUCAUCAGUCUGUAUCUUGGUCGAUCGCCAUCACUCAAGCACACAACGGUGUCUCCCCCUCAGAUCAUGUUCGACGACUCUGCUGAAAACGAGCUGUGGGUUCCCUUUGGGGCGCCUCCACUCCAAACCGCCCCUUGGAAGUAUCCACCUGCUACCGCUCAUUCGGCCUCUUGCUUCCUGAGCAUGUGCCGGCUGUCAGUCAUAUUUAACGAAAUCUUGAUUCACAUGUACGAUCCUCUCAUGCAGAAUACCGAGUCCGAGGUGCUCGAGUGCCUGGCGACCCAGGAGCCGGCUCUCCAGCAAUGGUGGGAUGAGCUGGCCCCGUAUCUGAAGCUCGAGCCCAUGGCCUUGCCCAGCCUGGCCCCACCAUCUCACAUCGUGCUACUGUACCGUCCAAUGCUCACCCGGAGAAGAUUGGAGGACGACGUUGCGUCGAACCAACGCUACCUCGUCGAGUGCGUGUCAUCCGCCACUGCCAUCAUCGCCAUUUUUGAUCUCUUCUGCCGAACCUUUACCAUGAACUACUGCGUGCUGUCACUGGCGUACAGCGUGUACAUCGCUUCGUCGAUAUUCCUGCUCCAGGUCCAGGCUGCCCCGGAUGAUGGACAAGCCCUAGGGCGGCUCAACUAUUGUAUGCAGGCUUUGAAGCAAGUCAAGACUUUUAGUCCCGUCAUCGGGAGCGCCAUAAACGCAUUGAAUAGGGAGCUCUCAGCCGUCGGCAUCUCGUUGGACGUGCCGCAGCAACAGCAGCCACCCCCGAUCCCCGUCACCGAGUUUCCUCUGGUGGCCCCAGGGUAUCAGGCUGUCGAUGUACCCGUCGACGCGUCGUCACCAUCGCAGCCCCAGGCUGCUCAUCCACUAUUCCAGGUUCCUUCAACUCACAGCUAUGGCACCCAUGCAAUGGCCAUGGAUCCAGGCAUCUUCGAGGCCAUGUCGUCCUUGGAGCCACUCAGUGUCCGAGUCGGGGCCCUUCCCAAUGUGGACAAUCAGAAUCCUUUCUAG